UCAUCAACAAUUUAGAUUUCAUUAGUUGCUUUCAUGUUGAAUAAUUAGCAGUUUGUUGAGACUGCGUUCUCAUUUUGUAAGACCAAAAAUCCGAUCGUUUUUAAAUUUAAUUUCAUUUUCCUCUGACAAUUUAAAGCUUAUAGGCUCAUCUAUAUAUCACAGUUAAUAUAAAAUCUUAAUUGUUGAGAGAAAAACUGAAACAAACUGAUUCAGUUUGAUUAAUUUCCUUGUAAUCAACACAAUCAACAUCGAUCAACUUUUAUUAUAAAAGAAAAAAGUUUCUUUCAAACUUUUGAUUUUCGAUUUUUUUUUUUCUUGUUAAUUGUUUUGAUUGUUUUCUAGUGAUUUAAUUGUUAAUCAAGUGUGAUUGUAAUUGAGAUCACAGUUUACAAUCGUAGUUAAAGGAGAAAAGUUUUUACUUCUUGAUUAACUUAAUCAUCUUCCAAUUUUUAAUUCUCAAUUCAACUUUCGAUCAACUUUAAUCACAAUGUCCAAAGAUUUACUAGUCGAAGGAUCAAUUUUCGGUAUUGGUAAUCCAUUACUCGAUAUCUCAGCCAAUGUUAAUGAUGAAUUCUUACAAAAGUGGCAAUUACCUAAAAAUGGAGCCAUUGUUGCCGGUAAAACACAAGAAAAUUUAUAUGAAGAUUUAAUUAAUUCUUUUGAAAUUGAUUAUUCGGCUGGUGGUGCCUGUCAGAAUACCCUUCGUUUUGUCCAAUGGAUUAUUGGUAAAAACACUUCAGUCACAACCUUUGUUGGUUGUAUUGGUAACGAUUAUUUUGGUCGGAUGAUGGAGAAAAAAGCAAAAGGUGAAGGUGUUAAAGUCUUAUACCAUAUAGACAAGUCCAUAGCAACCGGAACUUGUGCUGUUCUAAUCACUGACCAUGGUAAGAAUAGGUCACUUUGUGCUUACCUUGGUGCUGCUGAGAAGUUGAACAAAGAAGCGGUUAUUCGUAAUUGGCAUUGGGUUGAUAAGGCGAGAGUUUAUUACUCUACAGGUCACAUUCUCUCGGUUACACCGGAUUCGGUUAUUGCCAUUGCUCAUCAAACAAACGUUGACAAAUUUACCGAUAAAAAGUUCAUGUUCAAUUUGGCCGCUACUUAUGUUAGUGAGAAACAUGGAGACAAAUUAAUGGAGGUUUUACCAUAUAUCGAUUUUAUGUUCGGCAAUGAAGAGGAAACUUUGGCCUUUGCUAAAUUUAGAGGUUAUGGAACAACAGAUAUGAAAGAGAUUGCAAAAAAAAUCGCCAAUGAGCCCAAGACAAGUAGAGGACCUCGAAUUGCUGUUGCUACCCAAGGAUCAAAACCCGUUCUGGUCGCUACUCAAGGAUCGGAUAAAGUUGUUGAAUAUCCAGUUAUCCAAUUAGACGAGGAGAAAAUAAUUGAUACCAAUGGAGCAGGAGAUGCUUUUACUGGAGGUUUUCUUGCCAUGUACAUUCAAGAAAAGCCGUUCGAUGUUUGCAUAAAGUGUGGAAUCUAUUGUGCUACUGAAUGUAUUCAGCGACUUGGUUGUACUUUCCCAAAGGAAUUUAAAUUCGCCCCAUAAUCUUAAUCAAUUGUUUUCAUUGUUAUUCGCAUCAUUUCAAGUCUUUUUUUUGUUCCAAAUCAAUGGAAAAUUGUCCAAAGACUAAUCAAUACUCAACCCAUGAUCUUUUCUCUCCCUCAUUUCAUGAUCAUCUCUCUCUCUCACUCUGGUCAAAAGGCAAACCUAAUAGUCGAAUAAUUGUUUCUUCGAUUCCUUCAUUUUCUCUCCAUUUUUACACUCACCUUUUCUCAUUCUCUUUCUUAGAUUAUUAUUAUGUAAAAUUAGACCAUAUCGUCCAUUAAUUAUUUAGAUUAUCUCACAUAGACAGUCAAAGAAAAGCUGUAUUACCCUGAAUUUCGUAAUUCUAGUUUGCUGAUACGACCCAAUUAAACUCUCGGAUAAAAGUUAAAAAUUGACACUCACCCGUUGAUAAAACCGUGAGAAAUCAACAUGUAGCCGAUUAAUAAUCUUGUUAAUCAACAAGAAUGAAUGAAUCAUGAGAAUUAUGAGUUGGAACAGAAAAAAAAUUCAGAAGUUUCCUUAUUCCAGAAACGAAACAAACUCUUCAAUAAAUAGUCGAAUCAAUAAAAUCAAUCACAAUCGAA
This is a messenger RNA of Panonychus citri (citrus red mite), 2127 nucleotides long. RefSeq lists its product as uncharacterized. Lineage: Eukaryota; Metazoa; Arthropoda; Arachnida; Trombidiformes; Tetranychidae. Gene Ontology annotation, molecular function: adenosine kinase activity. The coding region runs from base 488 to 1543 and encodes 351 amino acids. The record is from RefSeq and is a predicted model, not a curated record. The transcript has 4 exons. Gene Ontology annotation, biological process: purine ribonucleoside salvage. Gene Ontology annotation, cellular component: cytosol; nucleus.